Messenger RNA from Aspergillus nidulans FGSC A4, 1047 nucleotides. RefSeq lists its product as uncharacterized. Gene Ontology annotation, cellular component: nucleus. The record is from RefSeq and is a predicted model, not a curated record. The transcript is spliced from 4 exons. NCBI's taxonomy places the organism in Eukaryota, Fungi, Ascomycota, Eurotiomycetes, Eurotiales, Aspergillaceae. Bases 1 to 1047 code for a protein of 348 amino acids. Gene Ontology annotation, molecular function: protein dimerization activity.
AUGGCUUCUGCAUUCGAGCCAGACUACCGGUCUUCAUUUUAUUCUCCCCUCCAACAAGCCCCCAUCUACAGAGACGCACCGUAUACACCACCGCCACCACAACACUAUGCGAUACCAAGCGUCGGAUGCGGCCCAGCCGUCCCAUUCGCGCCAUACUUUCCCCAGACACCGUUCCUCAGCUCAAUACCAUAUGUGCACAACGAAUACGACGGCUUCGUCAACGGCGUCAUCAGCGACGUCCUAAUCCACGUCGACGAUGGCGUCACCUAUAAACAACCAUACGAUGCAAAGAUCUUAGCUGCGAAUCGUUAUACAGUGCCCGAGUCCAACCUCAUGUGGGGUUCUGACGUCUCUUUCGGUCCGAACGGCUACCAACCGGCCCCGAACUCCUCGCCAGAAGUCAAGAUGGAGCCGGAACCGGCUCCCUUAUAUGGAAUCCAUGCAGUACCGCAUUCGCGGGCUGCCACGCCAACGACGGCGCAGACGCCCGCACUCAAGCCCGAGUCUGAGCCAGAGACGGAGCUAGAGCUGGAGCCCGAGGCAGUGACAGAGGCAACGAAAAUACUACCGUCAAGCAAAGAAGAAGACCAACUCCCUGAGCUGGCAGAACUGAGCCGAGCCGGACUCCAGAAGAUCACGGGCAAGAAGCGAAGACGGCUCUUGCACAUCAUCGCUGAGCGGAAUCGGCGUCUACAUCAGAAUAGGAUGUACGAUGAAUUGUACAAGAUGGUGCCCGGGCUGGAGAACAGUUCGCGCUCGACGAAGCGCGAGGUGCUUAUGCGCACUGUGGACUUUUUGGCGGAGCUCGUAGAUGGGAACCGAAGGCUACAGCAGCAACUGAGGCAUCUACAAGUGCCGCCCAAUACAAGUUCGGGGACAUCACACACUAACCGUCUUAUUUCCCUGCCCCUCACUUGCUCUGACACUGCCAAUCCGCGGAAAGAUCAGGCCGGAACCUCACGGAAUCCUUCGACGCAGGGUCUCAUUACCCCUCCUACCGAAUAUGCUUAUGCCCAGCUAGAAAAGAGAACCGCUAGCGCAAUGUGA